CACCGGGUCCUCAGCUGAAGGACCUCUCAUCGACAUAAACAAACGAUGCUACGUUAAUCAUCAUAAAUGUUUCGAGUUUAUUCGGAAUUUUUUUGCAUGUAGUAGUUUGUUACAUUCGGGGCAAAGAUGGCAGAAGACACUGAACUGGAAAAGCGUGCAGUAGAGGAGCUCCUGAGAGAGACCGACCGAGCCCGGGUCAGAGCUGAGACCAUGGGCCCUGCAGGAUGGUUGAAGUGUCCUCUACGGAGCACCAACAAACGCUUCCUGCUCAACACUCUGCGCUCCACUGGCCUGCGACGGCACACCGAGGAGCCCCGAGCCAAACGAUCCAACACCAGAGGACGUCACAGGAGCGAGUCCCCAGAAGGAUGCCGUGACCGCAGCAGAACGCCACCGGCCGAUCACAGGAAGAAUGGAGGCCACGCAGGCCAUAAACAUCCUCGCAAGGACCGCCACACGGGCCGAGACAAGAGGCGGGACAGAGAUAAGGACAGACGCGACAGAGACGACAGGGACAGUAGGCAUGCCGAUGGACAGAAGCGAGAGACGAAGACAGACGGAUGACUUAUGGAGUGUUGCUUUUAUAAAAACAAGUUGCAAGACUGAAGCUAUAGACCCUWGACUGCAGAGAGAUUUAAUGCUGUUCACUUAGUGAAAACGGCAAAAUCUUUAACCUUUUGUUUCAACGAAUUUAAAAAAAAGUUUAAAAAUGUUAUUUUUUUCACAUGGAGAGCAGUUUUAAAGGGUAAAGUUCGUUUACUUGAUAUUCACAUGUAGCAAAGUUGAAAUAUUUGACUCUUUUUUUUUUUUCAAAUCAUGGACUAAAAGUUCCUGCACUAAAAUAUGAAUUAAUAAAAUAUGAAGCUGCUUUUUAAAUGUCAAUUUUUAAGGAAAUCUUAGCAGCACCGCCCCACCCCCCGACCUGACUCAGGUGUAAACUGUGUUUCAUUGUCAGUGGAGGAGCCAUGAUCUCAAUUACAAUGUCAUUACUUUUCUUCAGUCAUUAUUCAGCGGUCGUGGUGUUUGCACAAGUCGCGCUGCUGUCGCCACAGGGUAAGCACGUUUUAUCACGUGUCCAGCUUUUUGACAUGCUAUCUGAAAACGGUUUUGUUUGUCAAAGGAGAAAAAGAAAUGUUUUCCCCGGCACACCUGUGCUUGAUGGAGGCAGUCCUCAGCGGCGAGUUCAUUUUCUUUCUUUUUAUUUUUAAAGUAGAACGAUUCCGAUUUUAACGUCAGUUUUUUCAUGUUUUUGUAGCUUUAGGACAGCAGAUGGCCGUUCACUCGGCACUUUUAAGUGUUUAUAUCUUUCCGUUUGACCUGUCACCUCCGUCUUUUUAUUGCUCCCUCAACUUUACAGGCAGGAAGGCCUCUGUGUCUUCGACCCUGAUGGCUCACACAGAAUCUAGUUCUGCCAUAACAACAUCUGGCUGCGUCGCUUCUCAUUUUUCUGCUCGUCGAAACGUCUCAAACGCUGGCAGCACGCUUCAUAAAUCACGUUAUCCAGAGAACAGCCUGGAUUAACGGUUUCCUUCCUCUUUGCAACAAUGAUCAAAUAUAAAUACCAUUAAGCCACAUUGCGGAGGGGGGGUGUUUUGGAUAGAAUUGGUUUACUUGAACUUUAUUGCGUCGCUGAGUGCCCCAUUAAGAUACGGGGGAAAGUGCCGUAAUUGCUUUAGAAGAUCUCGGUGCAAAUAGUGUAUUGAUGCUGCGCAGGCGGUCACAGUAAAAGCCAGGCCUGUGGUGAAGGCAGUGUAGGCAAACGUUAAGGGCACCAUCCAUCGGGGGGGCUACAAAUGGGAAAUAAAAAUAUUGUAUAACCUUU
Austrofundulus limnaeus is the source of this 1822-nucleotide messenger RNA. RefSeq lists its product as uncharacterized. The transcript is spliced from 3 exons. NCBI's taxonomy places the organism in Eukaryota, Metazoa, Chordata, Actinopteri, Cyprinodontiformes, Rivulidae. The record is from RefSeq and is a predicted model, not a curated record. Bases 127 to 564 code for a protein of 145 amino acids.